CAGAAAAAACAGUAGAAGUGUAAAGGGGGCGUGGCGCGUGUGCCACAGUUAAGCCCAGUCGGGCAUAACUCCGCGCGACUCGGCCGUAGUUCGACGGAGUGACUCGCGAGUGACGUUUGUCUGUGCACUUAAAGAAAAAAAAGGAAAAAGCUAGUGAACAUGCCCACUUGCUCCGUUUUGGAGUGCAAAAAUAAAAGCAGCACCAAAAAUAUCUCCCAUGGUGGCGUUUCGUACCAUCGGUAAGCAUUAUUUAAUUUUAUUUUAAUAGAUUUGUGACUUAUUUUACGCGAGACACUUUUUUAUUAAUGAGCCUCACAAAAAUAAACUCUAUCAUCAUGUAGUAAAGUCGCUAUUCGCAUUAAGCGAAAAGCAAAGCUAAAUCGCCAAAAGACUAGAACAUUCGCUACUCGAUCGUCCGUUGACCCGUAGAAAUAGAUACGCGGUGUUGUCGAUAAUGUCGAUAAAGUUAUCGACAUUGUUUUUGUGCAGUGUUUGAUAUUAAUGUAAGUUGAAUUAUGUGGUUUUCAAGUUUAUACAAAUUAAAUUUAUGUAAUAAUGUGGUUUAUUGUACAUAUAACCGUUCGUCGGUUAACUAUAAGUAAAGAAUACUUGGUGAUAUCAUAUUUAUCCUUUUUCACUUAUUUUAGGUUUCCUAAAGAUCCUUUUCAAAAGGAAAAAUGGAUCGAUGCUACCGGGAGACAGAAUUGGAUGCCAGUGAAUUCCAGUACCAUAUGUUCGAUUCAUUUCAGCGAGAAUGAUUUUCUUAUUACGGCAAAAGGCUACAGAUAUUUAGCUAAGAGUGCAAUCCCGAUUAAGAAAAUAGUUAUAUUCCAUGAUCAUAUAAGCACGGGCGGUGAAACAAGUCUAAACCUAUCUAAAAAAAGAAAGGCGGAUUUCAGUAAUGACUGUGAUUCCAACUCUGGACCCUGUACAAAAAAAUCUUAUGAACCGAGUGAAGACGCAAGUUUCGAUAUUCCUUAUAAUAUGCCUGGUCCUUCUAGAAAACAAGACAUAUACGAGUUAAGUAAUAUAAAUGUGAAAAAAGAAACACAAAUAAAUGAAAUGACACAUAGUACAACUGUUAUGACCAAAUCCACAGCUUUAACAAAGCGGGUGGCAGAAGAAAGCCUAGACUUUACACCACGGAAGAAAAGUCGUAGCAGUAGUAUCCAGGUAACAGGAAUUAAACGGGGUACGUCUGUACUUGAGGAGGACAGUCCCGGAGUAAUAAAAAAAACGCGAAAAGACGAUGACGUACGAAUUUCUUUUAAACGUGGUUCAUAUGUACUUAUGGAGAGUAAUCCAGUCACUAAUAAAAAAAUGCGCAUGGAAGAAGAUAUACGAGGUCAUGCUAAAAAACGAGUUGGUAAUUUUAACCCUGACUGUCAAACAAGUCCAAAAAGAUCAAAAAUAGAUCCAGAUCAACUAUCGGAAUUUACUUACUCUACUCCGAGAAAAAUAAAACUUUGUGCUAAGUUGCGUUGGGCUGAAAAUAAGGUGAAAACACAAAAACUAAAAAUUAAAAGGUUGCAAACCCAAAGUCGCAGAUUAAAAAGAAAAAUAAAUAAAAUGGAAGAUAUUCUAAAAGAAUUAAAAGAGAAGUUUGCCAUGUCAAAUGAGAACAUAUCAACUUUACAAAACCUUAAUGUGCAGGUUUGUUAAUGUGAUCAUUUGCAUGUUUUUAAUGUAUUUUUGUGUAUUUUAGAUUGUUGAUUAAAUGUGGUUAUUAAAUACUAGUAGUUCUUAACUCUGAUAGAGCUGUAAUUUAGUAUGAUUUUAUCUACAUUCAUAUCAUAAUUUCUAUAUUAUAUGCUUAGGGGCGAUAUAAAAAAAAUCGGUAUCCGCUAGUGCAUCAUAAUGUAAACAUUAAGAUAUCGGCAACCGAUACUUUAAUGACAUUAAAAUUUAGAACGUUCUGCUCAGUACAAAAAAUCAUAUUUGCGAUUGUGUUUCGUUUCAAAUAUCGAACGUUUUAAAAGUGAAGUGACUUUCAAUCAGUAGUUGAUCCUCUUUUGUGAAUAUAGGCUUUAUAUAAAUGUACAUAGUGUUGAAAAAUCCUCCUAAUGCUCAAGGUCCUACCUGUAGCACUUAUUAAUUUCGAUUAAAUUCAAAUCAGAUUAAAUUGGAACA
Molecule: messenger RNA, 2130 nt
Organism: Leguminivora glycinivorella
Lineage: Eukaryota; Metazoa; Arthropoda; Insecta; Lepidoptera; Tortricidae
Exons: 2
Coding region: 556-1662 (368 amino acids)
Molecular function (GO): sequence-specific DNA binding
Source: RefSeq, a predicted model, not a curated record